This is a messenger RNA of Scophthalmus maximus (turbot), 3087 nucleotides long. Its product is annotated as serum response factor-like. Gene Ontology annotation, biological process: positive regulation of transcription by RNA polymerase II. The record is from RefSeq and is a predicted model, not a curated record. The transcript is spliced from 8 exons. Gene Ontology annotation, molecular function: protein dimerization activity; DNA-binding transcription factor activity, RNA polymerase II-specific; RNA polymerase II cis-regulatory region sequence-specific DNA binding. The coding region runs from base 314 to 1726 and encodes 470 amino acids. NCBI's taxonomy places the organism in Eukaryota, Metazoa, Chordata, Actinopteri, Pleuronectiformes, Scophthalmidae.
CGUCAUGUGGAGCGGAGUGAUCCGGGGGCGGGGCUUCGGUGUGAACCGUCGACAAACACAACUUUCUAACUUUAUUGUGAUUGAAAGAUGAACAUGUCACGUGGCUUCUCCUCUGGUGGAGUUCGGCUGUUCGGCCUCAGCGCUCGGUGAAGUUCGGAUGAUGGACGGACUCUUUUAACCGGUGAGCCGCCGUCGGCUCGUUAGCUCAGUUAGCCGCCAGCUAGCGGAGCUGUGAACUGCCUCGGCCCGUGGGAGUGUUGCUGUUCACCGGCGAGCACCGGAGCUCCGGCCCGCGGCGAGCGGCGCCGGGGGAAUGGGCACCAGAACCGGACACGGGCGGGUGGGAAGCGGCAGCAGGAUGAGCAGCCUCGCGGUGAACGCGGCUGCACCGGGACCGAACACAACCUCCGACCCGGACCGAGGUGAGUACUGCACCGAGGUGGUCUACAGCGGCUCCGACCCGGACUCGGACUCCGGCCACGAUGAAGACACGACGGGUUCAGGCGGGGACAGGAGAGGGGUGAAGCGGGAGAGGAGCGAGAGGGAGGUCGGGCAUCAGGCAGCGGCCCCCUCCGGGCUCGGCCCCGGGGCGCCGGGGGCCAAACCCGGCAAGAAGACCCGAGGAAGAGUGAAGAUCAAGAUGGAGUUCAUCGACAACAAACUGAGGCGCUACACGACCUUCAGCAAGAGGAAGACGGGCAUCAUGAAGAAGGCGUACGAGUUGUCCACGCUGACCGGGACCCAGGUGCUGCUUCUGGUUGCCAGUGAGACGGGUCACGUUUACACCUUCGCCACCAGGAAGCUGCAGCCCAUGAUCACCUCGGAGACGGGCAAGGCUCUGAUCCAGACCUGCCUCAACUCGCCGGACUCGCCGCCUCGCUCCGACCCGUCCUCCGACCAGAGGAUGAGUGCCACGGGCUUCGAGGAGACGGACCUCACCUACCAGGUGUCUGAGGCGGACGGGUGCUCCGAGGUCACCAAGGAUCUGAUCAGACCAGCGUUCACCACGCCCCCCUCCCCCUCCUCCACGUUGUCCACUGUGUCUAUGCAGGUGCAGACCAGCGCCCCCUCCUGGCAGCAGCCCUCCUCCACCAAUGGGACGGUGCUAAAGACGUCGGCAGGUGUCGUGCUUCCUGGAGGCUUCACCUUGAUGCCAGGAGCCUCGCUGCCCCCCGGCACACACACCAUCCCCCUCAGUCAGCUGCAGACCCUCCAGGGCCCUGUGGCCCCGGGUCACACCACCACGCUGCACGCUCCGCCCACACAGGCAACCACGCUGCUCCGCUUCCCCGCCACCGUGUCUCUGGCAGGGGGCGGAGUCUCUCAGCAGCUGCAGACUGUCCAGGUUCAGUCCACCAAUCAGAGCAGCUCAGACAUGCACAACUCCGCCUCCUCCACAGCGGCCUCCAUCGUCUCCUCUUCUUCCUCAGUAGCAGGUCACAUGAUGUACCCCGGUGGUCACACGCUGAUGUACGCUGCACCGACGCCCUCUCUCGGUGACGGCAGCCUCACCGUCCUCAACACCUUCCCCCCGACAGGCCACCCCCAGUCACAUGACCCCGGCACCGUCCCGCAGGUCUUCCUCGCCUCGCUCCCGCCAGUCGGCGCUCAGAUCCCGGUGUCGGCAGUGCAGCUCCACCAGAUGGUGAUCAGUCAGCAGAGCAGCAGCAACCUGACGGAGCUGCAGGUCGUCAGUCUGGACGUCCACCAAUCAAAGGACGACUGACGGUCACAUGAUGUCAUCGGAAACGAGUCAACACCUUUUGGAUUUUUUUCCAUUUCCUGUUUUUCUUCAUUUCGGUUUGUUGUGAUGAUGCAAUAGACCUUCUGUUUACUCGUCAUUGUUUGUCAUCAUUAUGUAAACAAAAGCAGCUGACCAUCGGGGGGGGGUGUGUGUGUGUGUGUGUGUGUGUGUGUGUGUGUGUGUGUGUGUGUGUGUGUGUGUGUGUGUGUGUGUGUGUGUGUGUGUGUGUGUGUGUGUGUGUGUGUGUGUGUGUGUGUGUGUGUGUGUGUGUGUGUGUGUGAAAACAGAAUUAAAUGAAUGUAUCUGUUUUUAUUCUGCGUUUCUUCGUAUUUUGAUUUAAGAUAAAAACUCAAACGAGCAGAUUCAUAAGGUUAGUCCUGAAGUGAGUUCACUGGUUACCAUGGUGAGUUCAGGAACAGUGGGAAACUUCCUGGUUGACCGGUUCUAUGAAGGUGGACAGGAUCAACCUGAGGCCUGUUGCCAUGGUAAAUUACCCUGGAUCUUAAAAUUGCUCCGAUCACCAUCUCACCAUCAAUAACACUUUUAAUAAAACUUUUAUAAAAAAGGUGAAGACACAAAGAACAUAUAUUUUUUUAGGAUACAUGAUGAUUUGUGCUCUCACCAUUAAAGCUUCUGUAGGAGAACAUUAAGGAUUAUGGUUCAUUAAUUAUUUCACAGCAUCAAUGCUCAGGUAUUUGAUCACAUCCUAUUUAAACUGAAAUUAUCAUUUUAUAUUCUAUAUAUUUUAAUAUUCAGGACAAAGACUGAAGUGAACAUGAGACGUGAACAUCAGAUAAUUUAAAAUAAUUGAUCAGAACUGAUUUAUCCUCAACAUAAUGAGCUUCAUUUAUUAUUUAUGACCAACUGAUAUGUGAAACUGUUGCAGGAGGUUUUCUCCUGAUUUCAACUUCUUUUAACAUCACAAAGUUUUUAUUAAUGUAGAUACAUAUCACAUCAUAUCACAGAACUAUAGAGAACUAUUACAGAUGAAGAUACAUAUCACAUCAGAACUAAUGACAACUAUUACAGAUGAAGAUACAUAUCGCAUCAGAACUAAUGAGAGCUAUUACAGAUGAAGAUACAUAUCGCAUCAGAACCAAUGACAACUAUUACAGAUGAAGAUACAUAUCACAUCAGAACUAAUGAGAGCUAUUACAGAUGAAGAUACAUAUCGCAUCAGAACUAAUGAGAGCUAUUACAGAUGAAGAUACAUAUCGCAUCAGAACCAAUGACAACUAUUACAGAUGAAGAUACAUAUCGCAUCAGAACCAAUGACAACUAUUACAGAUGAAGAUACAUAUCGCAUCAGAACCAAUGACAACUAUUACAGAUGAAGAUACAUA